AUGGCGGAUUCAUCCUCUUCUCCCGCAACCCUAGAACCCAAUCCUCACCACAAUUCCCAACCUCCAUCUCCCAACCCCGUUCCCAACCAACCCGAUCUACCUCCCCAAUCAUCACAAUCGCAAUCUACAACAUCCUCUUCCACGCCUCUCCCCACAAACCCUAAUUCCAAUCCAUCCUUACCAAUUGCACCGUCACUUCCUCCGCCUCCUGCUUUAUCAUAUGCAACCGGAGCCCCGCCACAAAUUCCCGGAGUUCUGCCUCCGUCGGCACCGUCCUUCCGUCCGCUUGGUGCUCAAGUGCCCCAGUUCACUCCGUUGCCCAAUCCCGCCGGUGUCUACCAAAACCCUAAUCCACCUCCCGGCGUGUCCGGCUCGUCCAUGCCGGUUCCGAUGCCGCAGAUGCAACCGAUGAUGUCGUAUCAGGUUCCUGGGACUAACCCUGCUAUGCGACACUAUGCUCCUAUCCCAAAUGGUUACGCCAUGCACCCACAAGGACCUCUAAACCCUGCAGGAAUUCCUCGUUAUCCACCUCCUUAUGGAACUAUGGUUCGUCCUGUAUAUCCUCCACGCCUUCCUGGAACAAUCAACGUGCUUCCAGUUUCACGCCCACCUGUUGCAGGGAUCCCUUCAAUUCGCCCUAUUAUUCCUCCUAUUGUCAGACCUGUGGUUCUUCCUAGUGUUACUCCGGCUGAGAAGCAACAUACCACCGUUUACAUUGGCAAGAUUGCACCAACCGUGGAAAAUGAGUUCAUGCUUUCUCUGCUUAAAUUAUGUGGGAAUAUCAAGAGCUGGAAAAGACCUCAGGAUUUAUCAAGUGGGACUCCUAAAAGUUUUGGGUUUUAUGAGUUUGAUACUGCCGAAGGGGUUCUCCGUGCUUUACGCCUCCUUACCAAAUUGAACAUUGAUGGGCAAGAACUAAUGAUCAAUGUAGAUGAAGCUAUGCGAAACUAUCUGGAGCGGUAUGUACAAAAAAAAACUGAGAGUUCAAAGGAAAAGGAAACUCAGGCAGCAGAAGCUAAAAAAGAUGAUGAAGUUGCAAAACCUUCUGAUGUAAAUGAGGAUGCAAAGCCUGAUCCGGAGCUCUCAAAUAAGGAAGAGGGUAAUGAUUCAGUGAACAAGAAAUCCCAUGAUGUGGCAACUUUUGGGAUUGUUACGGAUGAAGAUAGGGAAGCUGAUCGAGACACUUUAGAAAAGAUCAAGACAAUGAUAGAGGAGAGGUUGAAGACAAGACCUUUGCCUCCACCACCUCCGCCGCCAAUUCGUGAUGGUUCUGUGGAUUCAUUUUCAGAACAGCCUACUAAAACAAGAGAAGGCGACUCUGAUGUGGACACAAAGAAGAGUGAAGCAGCUGAAGAUAAAAAUGAGAGAGAUGCAAACGGUGAUAAUAAGCCCGCAAGUGAACAUGAUAGACCCGAAACCCCCGACAGAAGGCAUGACAGGAAAAGCAGGGAGAGAGACCGAGAAAGGGAGCUGAAACGAGAAAAGGAAAGAGAACUUGAGAGAUAUGAAAGAGAAGCUGAGCGGGAACGUAUUCGAAAAGAGAGGGAACAAAAACGGAGGAUUGAGGAGGUUGAGCGUCAGUUUGAAGUAUAUUUGAAGGAUUGGGAGUAUAGGGAAAGAGAGAAAGAGAAAGAACGUCAGUAUGAAAAGGAAAAGGAGAAGGACAGGGAACGCAAACGAAGAAAGGAAAUACUUUAUGACGAAGAGGAUGAUGAUGGGGAUUCUAGGAAGAGGUGGCGCAGAAAUGCGAUAGAGGAAAAGAGAAAGAAGAGGCUGCGAGAAAAGGAAGAUGACCUGGCCGACAGACAAAAAGAAGAGGAGGAAAUUGCUGAGGCCAAGAAGAGGAAUGAUGAGGAUCAACAACUGAAGCGACAGAGAGAUGCAUUGAAGCUGUUGACAGAGCAAAUUGUAAACGGUGGUGAUGAAACUACGACUACCAGAGAAAUUACUAGUGAAAUAAAGAAUAUUAUUACUGUACAAGAUACUGUAGCUGAUUAUAGGCAUGAAGAUCAUACUGGUGAUGGUAAUGUACUAAAUACUAUCAAUGAUGAAUCUACCAUGGCAUCAGUAGCCACAACCGAUACACAGUCUAGUGGGGGGAAUGCUCCUAUGAAGAAGUUGGGAUUUGGUCUGGUUGGAUCUGGAAAAAGAACAACCGUCCCUUCUGUUUUUCAUGAAGAUGAAGAUGAUGAUGCGCACAAGGAUAAAAAAUUGAGGCCUUUGGUUCCAAUUGAUUACUCAACAGAGGAAUUGCAGGCUGUUGAACCUACUGCUUCUGGGCCAACACCACCCAAUUUGGCUGCAGCUGCAGAAUUUGCCAAGCGUAUAUCUAGUACCAAUUUCAAAGAAGAGAGGCUGGAUGGAGAAAGGGAUAGAAGUAGGCAUUCACAUGAAAAGUCUAACCACCGGGACAGGGAUAGGAGUGAUGAAGAUGGCACUCACCACAGAGAUGAACACAGGGAGAAAAAUUCUGACCGUGACAGGGAUCGAGAUCAUGGGUUGGAGAAAAACAAGACUUACGAUCACAGGAGGCUCUUGGACGCAAAACAGUUAAUUGAUAUGAUACCAAAGACCAAGGAGGAGUUGUUUUCAUAUGAAAUAGACUGGGCGGUGUAUGACAAGCAUCAAUUACAUGACAGAAUGAGACCUUGGAUUUCAAAGAAAAUCAAAGAGUUUUUGGGAGAAGAAGAAAAUACUCUGACAGACUAUAUUGUUUCAAGUACACAAGAACAUGUGAAAGCAUCUCAAAUGCUAGAGAGUCUUCAGGUCAUUUUAGAUGAAGAAGCUGAAAUGUUUGUUCUCAAAAUGUGGAGGAUGCUUAUAUUUGAAAUAAAGAAGGUGGAGACAGGGCUUGCUUUGAGGUCUAAAUCAUGA
Lathyrus sativus (Indian pea) is the source of this 2874-nucleotide messenger RNA. The record is from the annotation of a GenBank genome assembly. Lineage: Eukaryota; Viridiplantae; Streptophyta; Magnoliopsida; Fabales; Fabaceae.